UUUCUGUGUGUUGGUCAGUAUCGGAUUGAAUUUCGCGGAGAAAGGUUCGAAAAAUUUAAUUUUUUUAAAGAAAUUUUGAAUUUUUUGUCGAUUUGAAGAGAUUUUUUCGAAAAAAUGGUCAUUAAUUUUGGAGCAGGUCCCGCAAAAUUGCCGGAAGAGGUUUUAGCUGAAGUUAAAGAGUCUUUCCUGAAUUAUGGCGAUUCUGGGAUGAGCGUUAUGGAGAUGUCGCAUCGCGGAGGACAUUAUAACAAGAUUCACAAUGACACGAUUCAAGCUGUGAGGGAUUUGAUCAACAUUCCCGACAAUUACAAGGUCCUUUUGAUGCAAGGAGGCGGCACGGGACUCUUCGCUGCGGUUUGCAUGAACCUUAUGGGACGCACAGGCACUGCCGAUUACCUCGUGACGGGAUCAUGGUCAUCAAAAGCCGCCAAAGAAGCAACGAAAUACGGAAAAGUGAACCUCGUUGUGCCCAAAACUGACGUUUUUACGGGAGUUCCUGAUCCAUCGACGUGGAAAACGGAUCCAAAUGCUUCGUAUUUCUAUUAUUGCGACAACGAGACAGUUCACGGAGUCGAAUUUGGAUUUGUGCCUGACGUUAAAGUGCCUCUUGUGUGCGAUAUGUCGUCAAAUGCGCUCUCGAGGAAGGUCGAUGUGUCGAAAUUCGGGGUUUUGUUCGCCGGAGCGCAGAAAAAUAUCGGUCCAGCGGGCAUUACGUUGGUUAUUGUGAGAGAGGAUUUAUUGGGACAAGCACUGCCUAUUACGCCGAGUGUGAUGGAUUUUACGGUUACGGCGAAGGAUAAUUCGAUUCAUAAUACGCCGCCAACUUUUAUAAUUCACGUCAUGGGUCGCGUUUUCGAAUGGAUCAAACGCAAAGGCGGCGUCGAAGCAAUGAACCAAAAUGCCCUCACAAAAUCCCAAUUAAUCUACAAAACCAUCGACAACUCAAACGGUUUUUAUUCGUGCCCAAUCGACGUCAAAAGUCGCAGUCGAAUGAAUGUUCCGUUCAGAGUUUGCAAAGACGGCAAAGGAAACGACGACUUGGAAAAGGAAUUCUUAAAAGGCGCCGAAGCUUUGGGAAUGAUGCAAUUAAAGGGACAUCGCUCAGUUGGAGGCAUUCGUGCCUCAUUGUACAACGCCGUAACUGUCGCAGAAACUGAAGCUCUUGCAAAGUACAUGACGGAAUUCCAACAAAAACAUCAAUAAGUCGUACAAAAAUUUAUUUUUUGAACAUUCCAAUUGCUUUUAAUAAACGCCUUCCUUUUUAAAAAUCA
Molecule: messenger RNA, 1271 nt
Organism: Culicoides brevitarsis
Lineage: Eukaryota; Metazoa; Arthropoda; Insecta; Diptera; Ceratopogonidae
Product: probable phosphoserine aminotransferase
Exons: 4
Coding region: 115-1203 (362 amino acids)
Biological process (GO): L-serine biosynthetic process
Cellular component (GO): cytoplasm
Molecular function (GO): O-phospho-L-serine:2-oxoglutarate transaminase activity; pyridoxal phosphate binding
Source: RefSeq, a predicted model, not a curated record